This is a messenger RNA of Aricia agestis (brown argus), 3451 nucleotides long. Its product is annotated as proteoglycan 4. Gene Ontology annotation, molecular function: chitin binding. Gene Ontology annotation, cellular component: extracellular region. Bases 251 to 3421 code for a protein of 1056 amino acids. Lineage: Eukaryota; Metazoa; Arthropoda; Insecta; Lepidoptera; Lycaenidae. The record is from RefSeq and is a predicted model, not a curated record. The transcript has 9 exons.
CCGAGCUAUAUUUGUUGUAUACUAAGACUUUUUGGAAUUUUGUGAAGGACUUUCUUUACUUAUACAUUAAGUUCGCGUUAUACGCGCUAGGUAUAUAUAUUUUCUUCUCCUACUACACAUAUUACUUCUUGUAGUGAGUUUUGGUGUCUUUUAGUGUUUUAGAGAUGUGAAAGUGCUUAGUGAUACAAAUCAGUGUACAGAACUUUGGUGCAUAGUUUGACGAGAGGACAAUAUCAAUUGAUAAGUGACGAUGAAGCGGGCGAGGCAUAGAUGGCUGGGAUUCAGCAUUGCCUGCGCGGUGCUGGCGGCGCUCGCGAUGGACUUGCCGGCGACGUCAGCGGCGCGUGCCACCAGCCUCAUCUUCUCCAAGUCCACCUCCACCACACCCGCUGCAGAAGACGAGGCGCUGCCGGAAGAUGAAGCACAGGUAGAGACAACAGCGGAGGGCGCGGAGGGCGCGGAGAACGCCACCACCAUCAAGCUGACGGGCAUCCCGCAGAUCGACUACAUCCACGACCCCAACCUGCCGCGCGAGCUCAACGGGUACAAUCUCUCCGAGUACCCCUUCUACGAGGCUGUGCCUCCGCCGGAGACCAUGGACUUCAAGUGCGACGGCCGCCACGACGGGUUCUACGCCUCCGUGCCGCAUAAGUGCCAGGUGUACCAUCACUGUUUAUUCGGCACGAGGUACGACUUCCUCUGCGCCAACUACACCGCCUUCGACCAGAAGACCUUCAUCUGCCACUUCGUCUCCGAGGUCGACUGCAAGAACUCGCCCAACUAUUUUAGCAGAAAUGAUGCGUUAUACCAGGCAGCGUCAACGGAACCACCAUCAACCACCACCACGACGACCACAACCACAACCACUCCUCGGCCAGAGAGAAACGACAGGCCCGACAGACCGCCCAGAAGACGCCCCUACAGAUACGAGUACUAUGAUGAUGACUACUACUACCCCAGAGAUGACUACGAAUAUGAAGACAGAGGUGGCCGAAGAAGACCGAGACCUAGGCCUAGGCCUCAUGAUGAUUAUGAUGACAGAUACGAAGGCCGAAAAAAAGCGGAUGAUGCGCAAGAAGAUGAAUAUGAGGAUAGAAGGCCCUAUGACAGGCCAAGACCCGGUAAAAGACCUUUAUAUAAGAGACCUUACGCCGACGAAGACCGAAGACCUUCUUAUAAGGGAGGGAGAAGGCCUACUCGGCCCCGUGAUGAGGAGGAAGAUAAGUAUAGGUCAGACGAUAGUGAUAGAGUAAGAUCGAGUCCACGAGAACAGAAAAGAGAUGGAUAUAGACCAAGAGAUAAAAAUAGGUCUAGGGGUGAUGAAACUAGGGAUGAAAGGUACAGAGAUGAGGAUAGAGUGGACUAUGAUACAAAAAUAGAAGAAGAUGAAAAAUUAGAAAAAGAACUUACCGCUGAUGUUGAAGAACCGGCUGAAAUCAAACCUAGAGGUGAGAUUAAACCUAGAAAUGAAUUUAGGCCACGAGGCAGUCCUAAGCCACGAAAUGAAUUUAGACCGAGGGAUCAAUCUCGUCCAGGGCGUGAUGAAAUUCGACCCAGGGAUGAAUCUCAGUCCAGAGACGAAAUAAGAUCAAGAGAUGAAUCAAGAAACAAAGAUGAUUCAAAAAUGUAUGAUCAAGAGACCAAGGAUGAAAAUCGACCACUUAGAGACGAACCAACGGCUACUGAUAGCAAACAAAGCUCUCGUACGAGAGAUGAUCGUUAUCAAUCCAAUGAAGGGCGUAGAUUAUUUGACAGACCUUAUAGAAAUAGAGAUGACAGACCUAGCUAUAGACCUGAAAGAAAUAAUAAUUAUAAUACAGAAAAAGUGUCAGAAGAGAAACGUCAAGCACCAGCAUUGCCAGAUGAUCAGCCUCUGGUAAAACCUACCGGACAUGGAAUUUUUAGCAAGCCUCGUAUGCCUCCAAAAAUAAAACGACCGGUACCAGCAAACGAAAAAGAUAAAUAUGAAUAUGUCCCUAUUGCUACGACUAAGGCCCCGCCCGCUAAGCAUGACGAAGAAUAUUAUGAUGAAUAUGAAGAAGAAGAAACAAAAAAGCCCUUACCAUCAGUAAAAUCUAGCACAGUACAACACAGGCCACGACCAGAACCAGUAGUUCAUGAAAAAUUUAAGCCUACGCGUCAAGUAACCGGCCCAGGAAGUCUUAGUAAUAAAAAAGUAAAGAAACCCAUUGACUACGAGGAAUAUGAAUAUUAUUAUGAAACCCCUGUGACCAAAUCUCAAAAGUAUCAACGUAAUAAAUACGAGCGUCCGUCAAAAUUAAGAGACGAAGUAGAUUAUGAGUAUGAAGAAAAAGAUAAAAAGAAAAAUAUAGAAGUAGAAAUUUCCACUAAAUUAAGAGACGUUAAACCAAACGUCAGAGUCGUCAAAAGACCAUUUCUCCCAUCGAGAGGUGGCAGCCCCUACCUUCCAAGAGGUUUACAGCCCGUAGGUGGCAAGAACCUAAACUUACCACCCAAUACUACUCAUAAACCAACUACGACUACACCCACUACAACUUCUCCAACGACUACGACUACGACGACUCCUACUCCUACCACUACUACUACAACUACUACUACCACCACCACUACUACAACCACAACGCCGCCUCCAACAACAACAACCAGGCAUACAACCGAGCAGCCUAAGUCUCUGGGUACUGAACCGUUGGCACCGUCGGCGCCCGAGGAAGAAUAUGAGUAUUACGACGAGGAGGAAAUCGAUUACGACUCGAGGGACAAAACGGAGCCACUGACGACACCCAAACCCAAAACAACACUGACGACGAGAACCACAACAACUCCGACGUCAAGAACAACAACAACAACACAAGAAAUAACCACGAGCGAUAGAGCAAAGGUUCUAGCUACAAAAGUGUUGAGAACUUUUAAUGACAACUAUGAAGCAAUUAAAGAAACACUAGAACCUAAAGUGAAGGGGAGAGAUAACGAGAAACCGUAUCUCAGAGAAACUUACGUUGCGCCAAAGAUGUCGCAAAUUAUUCAGCCAAUUCCCGAGCCGAAUCCGGAAAUUUCUAACGGUUACUCGGCCACAGGGAAACCUCUAAAAAUACCAGACAUUAAACAAAACCUCGCAGAUUCGAUAGAAAGCGACUACGACCUGAGGUACAACGAGGCCGUCGCUCCCGUUCUACCUAAAGUGAGGUUGCCGAGCGGGUUCAUCAUACCCGCCGAGAGGGACUACUCCUACAGUCGCUUCAGAAGUAAUCCCGAGCCGCAGUACGCUGCGUCCGAAGUUAGUCAGUACCACGUACUUAGGAAGAGACCCCAGAUAUCUGGAGUUAGUAUAAGAACGCCGACCUCAUAUUACCUACAACCACAAAGGAUGCAGGUCUACGAUGACUCCCUAGCGAGACCCACGAGACAACUGGUGUAUAGACAAUUAGGUGAUUUCUUUUAAUUAAAGAAUUCUGGUAACCUUUGAGAGAUC